AUGAGCGCCCCAAAGCUUAAAGCUAGUGUAACUAGUGCCGAUUUAUCUACGCCCAAGCCAGAUCCAGAGCCAGUAUCAGAGAAGACAGAGAUAGCGGAGGGAGAGAGAAAUGCGACGGAUGGUAUCGAGGCAGCACCAAAGAAGUCGCUGGCCUUUAAGCUGGCCUUCGUAGGCCUUGCCACUAGCCUUUUUGUCUUUCAGCUGGACGCAACUGCUCUUGGUAUUGCACUUCCGACCAUAGCCGCUGAGCUAGGGGGACAAAGUCUAGAGUCCUUCUGGGCGAACCUGUCCUACACACUAUGUGGUAUUGCCAUGCAACCGAUUUGGGCGAGUGUUUCUAACGCAUUUGGUCGAAAACCGCCCUUGUUCGUGUGUAUGACGCUGUUCUUCGUUGGAUCCGUCGUUUUUGCCGUUGCCAAAAAUAUGAACACUAUUAUCAUUGGCCGAGUGCUUCAAGGCUUUGGUGGCGGAGGAAUCGACGUCCUUGUGGAGGUGAUUAUUGCAGAUAUGACGACGCUGCAAGAACGCGCCAAAUACCUUGGCUUGAUGGGCAUUGUCCUGGCUAUCGGCAAUAUAAUGGGGCCCUCUGUUGGAGCGCUUUUUGCUACUUAUGCUACUUGGAGAUGGAUUGGAUGGGUUAACCUGCCAUUGCUAGGAAUUGGCAUGCCCCUGGUAUAUUUCUUCCUCAAACUACGGCCAGUCCCACUCGAUAAAUCACUUGCCAAAAACCUGGCCCGCCUGGAUUGGAUCGGUAUGAUGCUCGUUAUUGUCGGCAUCACCAUCCUAGUCUUGCCUAUCAGCUGGGCCGGCUCCUUAUUCCCAUGGUCGUCGUGGCAGACCCUUGUUCCAAUGCUCCUGGGGGUUUUUGUGCUUGCAAUAUUUGCCAUCUACGAAGCAAGGCCCGCAGCCCCUAUUGUGCCCCAUCGCCUUUUCCACUCAAAGACCGCAAAUAUGACAUUAGCAGGAGGCUUUAUCCAUGGCGCAACUCUAGUCUCGCUUUUACAAUACUUACCACUGAUCUACCAAGCCGUACAACUAGAAACCCCAAUAUUAUCUGCCGUCUCUCUAUUGCCUACUGUCGUUACAAGUGUAGUUCUUGCAGCUACCUCAAUGAUGAUGGUCCCGUUUUUUGGAGGAUACGUAUGGCUUUUACGGCUUUCAUGGAUCAUACUCACACUGGGGACAGGCUUGUUAGCCCUUCUCCGUGUAGAAUCAACAUCAGCGAUGCGCCUUGGACUCCCAAUCCUAUGGGGAGCGGGGGUGGCCCUGCUCCGUCUGAAUCUUCUACCCAUGCAAGCGAGUGUCAAGAAUGUCGACGACACAGGCCUAGCGAUCGGUUUAUUUCUCACUAUUCGCAUGUUUGGAGGGCUGAUUGGCCUUACUAUUGCUUCGACAAUAUUCAACACUGUCUUCUCGACAACCAUAUCCUCCUCUGCAGCACAACUUACAGGCCCCCUGCUGCCCCUCCGUGAUGCCUCCAAUGCUGUCGCCUUUAUUGAAAAGCUAAGAUUGCUAGAUGUUUCCCCUGAAACGCUUCUUCCCGUUUUGAAAGUUUAUCUGAAAUGCUUCCAGACGAUAUUUUAUACGAUGACGGGACUUGGUGGACUGGGUUUUGUGACCGCAAUAUUCAUAGAUGAGAUUGCCCUGAGUGGGGAGAAUCUUGGGAAUCAGCGAUUUGAGGAAUAA
This is a messenger RNA of Nannizzia gypsea CBS 118893, 1686 nucleotides long. RefSeq names its product major facilitator superfamily transporter MFS-1. Gene Ontology annotation, biological process: transmembrane transport. NCBI's taxonomy places the organism in Eukaryota, Fungi, Ascomycota, Eurotiomycetes, Onygenales, Arthrodermataceae. The coding region runs from base 1 to 1686 and encodes 561 amino acids. Gene Ontology annotation, molecular function: transmembrane transporter activity. The record is from RefSeq and is a predicted model, not a curated record. The transcript has 2 exons.